Brassicogethes aeneus is the source of this 522-nucleotide messenger RNA. NCBI's taxonomy places the organism in Eukaryota, Metazoa, Arthropoda, Insecta, Coleoptera, Nitidulidae. The record is from the annotation of a GenBank genome assembly.
AUGGACACGAACCUCACAGCUACGACUACUCCUGCGACAGUCCCUGCAGAGAACGCGGCCACCUCCAGCUAUGUCCCUCCAAGUAAAGAACAACCAGACCAGUCCAAUCCUCCAGGACAGCAAAACCAGGAUCAACCCAAUCCCACGAAUCAGAUUCCUCCCAUAAUUCUUAGAACCAAGGACCGCUGGACCAUGGUGUCCAAGGAACUGAAAAAGAAGGGCUGGCACUUCUCUAAGGCCGUCAACAUCCCGGAAGGCGUCAAGUUCUUCCCGGACACUGUGGACUCCUUCCGAGCAAUCUCCAAGUUUCUCCAAAAUAACGGUGAGCAGUUUCACACGUAUAUGCUCCCGGAGGACAAACUGCUCCAGGUUGUCAUCCGCGGUUUCCCGCAGGAAAUAGACAUCAAGGAAGUUGUGUCCGAAAUCAAGGAACGAGGAUUCCACCCACAAUCCGCAAUCAGAAUGAAAACAGGCGCGGAACGCAAACUCUCCAGACGCAGUCCCCUGCUAGAUAAAGAAUAG